GGCACCGGCUGCCGAGCGGACCCGGACGACCUCCGCCUUCGUCAUUUCCUGCCGGCCCGUCGGUUUCCGGAUGAAACGAGGAGCCAGGUCAAAGGCGUGUGAAAGAUUGCAGCGACUCCAGGCUACAGGAGCAAUGCUGACUUUUCAAGAUAGAAGAAGCCUGAUAAUGAAAUGGUCCAGAGGACUCUAUUGAAAUGACCUGACCGAAGCAAGAAGAGAGAGACUGGAUUUUGAAUCUCAACGCUGAGUGUGAGGAUUCUGAUUCUUUGUACCUGUUGAAUUCCAGGCCAGUGAUUCACCAGGACACAGGGCACUGAAAGUUACGAAUUUAGUGGCAGAAACCUAGUGACAAAUAAAGUGACACUGAGCCCUGCUCUGUAGCAUGCUGCCUUUCUUUUCUGCACACUUCCUAGAAGUAAAACCCUCAUGAUAACUUGCCACGGCCCGGGCAUCACAGGUGUCCUGCGCACUUUUGUUUGCUUGCCCUCCUGUGGAAUCUUGAUCCACUUUUUCAGCUUGUAUUGAGCAAUAGAGCAUACUGUCGCAGUCAGGAAGCCUCAGCAAACCAAAUAAUUUUUUUUUUUUGGUGGAAAAGAAAAAUGUAAAGCUGUGUUACGGAUUUUGAUGAGCGAUCUGGAAUAAAGUCCGUUUGAAGCCAUCUGGACUUAGACAAGGGCCUGCAAAGCAAAUCCAGCAAGACGAAGAAAGCCGUGAUCCCCUGAGAACCCGGUUAUGUGUCCCUCUUGUCAGGAGCUGACCUUAGUGUUGUGGGGGCAUCGGGCGUCCACAGUCACUGAAUCUGAACGAUGCCGCAGACAGGGGACUGUGUACCUCGCCACUCGGCUGCUGUGUGCAGGAAGUCAGAGGAGGAAGUGCCCCUGAGUGAAGCCUGGUCAGCAGCCAGGGAGGACACGCACGUGCAGGUGCCUUACCCGGCUGGCUUGCAUCAUUUGCCAUCGAAUGAGAGAGACGACCCCAGUGUCCGCCUGUGCUCGCCGGAGAGCAGCAGCCCAGGCUUACUCACUUGGGAAGUCUCGAGAGCCUGUGAGGGCAGCCAUUGCAGAUGUCCACAGGGCCGUCCGGGCCUGCCAGCGGACCGUGCGGCCAGAUGACUCCGCAGGAAGUCCGUGGAGGGUGGUGGAGACCGAGGAAAAGGCCAUCACAGGGAGGACCUGCGAGUGGAUGAGACUGUAGCACCUUUCUUUACGCGCUCCCUACGUGACCCUUGGGAACUGGCCCGCUUCUGUCUGUGUGUGGUGUUAUUUGCAGUACUGCCCUGGCUGCUGACCCGCUCUGUGGAGAGAGAGAUGGUAGACAGAGGUGGAGGAGGUGCCGGGGCCCCAGACUUCGACUUCCGCUGAGUCCCUGCUUGGGGACGUGACGGCUGGGGACACGCUGGUGCCUGUUCACGUUCACUGCCUUGCUAGCACUUGUUCCCCUUGGCCGUUCCCAGCCUCCACAUGGCUUUUGUCUUGAAUGUUUGUUGGUUUUUUGUUUUUUGUGUUUUUUUUGGCACUGGAAACUAAUUACCCUAUUUUUUUCCGUUGAAAAAUAGAAUUAUAGGCCGGCGCUGUGGCUCACUUGGCUAAUCCUUCUCCUGUGGUGCCGGCACCCUGGGUUCUAGUCCUGGUUGGGGUGCCAGAUUCUGUCCCGGUUGCUCCUCUUCCAGUCCAGCUCUCUGCUGUGGCCCAGGAAGGCAGUGGAGGAUGGCCCAAGUGCUUGGGCCCUGCACCUGCAUGGGAGACCAGGAAGAAGCAUCUGGCUCCUGGCUUCCGAUCGGCGCAUCGCGCCGGCCGCAACGCACCAGCUGUAGUGGCCACUUGGGGGGUGAACCAACAGAAAAAGGAAGACCUUUCCCUGUCUCUCUCUCUCUCUCACUGUCUAACUCUGCCUGUCAAAAAAAAAAAGAAAGAAAGAAAAAUAGAAUUAUGUCUUCACAAACAGACCUGUGGUACAGUUGCUGUUUGGUCCUGGGAAUGGGACAGUUUCCAUGCUUCUGGCCUUGCUCUUCUCUGCUGUUUCUAUGUUCUUGUUCAGUACUCGUUGCUGCUGCGUUUUCCUUUUGUUGUUGCUCUCUUUUUGGGGCUUUUUUAUUUUGUUGUCAGUUACCUGGGGUAGCAUGGGCAGACGAAAUGUAUGGGAGACUCGCAGCAUCUUUGAACUUCUGCGUUCGCAGUGUUGAUGUGCACGCUGCCUUCUCCCCUUUCCCUUCUCGGGAGGCAGUGAGAAGCAGGAUCGCCCACGUGCUGGGAAGCACAGAUGUGGGUGAGGCUUAAAGUCGCCGAGGUCCUCCAGGUGUGCCUGCACAUCUCCAACGCUUGUUGGUUAGCGUGAGGGAACGUGUGACGUAGGUAAAUUCACCGUCCAACUAGUUUUUUGUCUUACGUGUUCCAAGUCCGCUGACCUCACUGGUGACUUUUCUUCGUAAAUUGAGGCGUUUCCUCUUGUGAAUCGAGUUUUACUCAACAAGGAGAAACAAUAAGGAAAGGCACAGAUUUCCGUAGGCCAUUUGGAUGCUUUUGUGCUUCCCUCCCCACCAGGCCUGUUUUCCUCCACUUCCUGCUCCCUCACCUUCUGCCCACCCCAGACGUCUCCCUGUGGCCUGGGCCCACGUUUACGUCUUUUUCUCACCUGCCCAGAAGUUCUUGUUUGCUGUCUUUGUACUUUGCCAACUCCUUACCUUUUCCGUGAUUCACCCUCUUCUCUUUUUUAAGAUUGAUGUAUUAGAAAGAGAGGGGGCUGGGGAUUGACCUUCCAUCCAUUGGUUCACUUCCCAUAUGGCUGCAGCUGCCGCGGCUGGACCAGGAACCAGGUUUCCCACAUGAGUAGCAGGGGCCCAGGCACUUGAGCCAUCCUCUGCUGCUUUCCCAGGCGUAUGAGCAGGGAGCUGGAUUGGAAGCGGAGCAGCCGGGGCUUGAACGGGUGUUGAGAAGGGAGGGAUGCCAGCAAGGCAACAGCUUGACCAGCUGUACCACAACACCACCCCCAGCCUCCUGUGUUAAGUUCCUUGGUCCCCACCUGCUGUGGGCUUGGGUGUGCCUCUGCCUGCUCAGUCCUUUGUUGUCCUUGUCGCUUCUGCUCAGCGCCUGGCCUCUCUGACCCGUCCUGUCCAUCGUCAUGGACAGCAGCAGCUGUCCACUGUCUUGCACCACCUGGCCUCCUCCUGUCUGUGUAGCUCUGACCUGUGGUUCCGUCCAGCCCCGUCCAGGUUCAUGUUGGGUUCUUCCCACACUCUAGCCACUGUGCAGAGCUCCUUGAGCUCUGGCUGGUCUCCUUGUCCCCGGGUGAUUAGGCGUUACCAGAUGGAUCUGCUGGAGAGCACAGAGCCUUGCAGUGUAUUUCCUGGGUAGCCAGGAUGAAUCAGUUAUUAUUAGCUCUUCUUGGAACAUUGAACUUCCUGUGUUUUCUGCUUCUAAGAAUUAGACUGGUAUUCUAGAAGGCCAGCAUCACUUUACAUAGAAUCCAGAAAACCCCAUGGUGCUGUCAUUCUUUUUUUUAUUUGAAAGGCAGAGGCAGAGAGAGAGGGAGAGAGAGAGAGGGAGAGAGAGAGAGAGGGAGAGAGAGAGAGGUCUUCCAUGCACUGGCUCACUCCCCAAAUGGCCACAAUGGCUGGAGCUGCGCCAAUCCGAAGCCAGGAGCCAGGAGAUUCUUCCGGGUCUCCCACACAGGUGCAGGGACCCAAGGAUUUGGACCAUCUUCUGCUUUCCCAGACCACAACAGAGAGCUAGAUUGAAGUAGAGCAGCUGGGACUUAAACCCGCGCCCAUAAGGGAUGCCGGCACCGCAGGCGGCGACUUUACCCGCUACACCACAGCGCUGCUCCCAGUGCUGUCAUUCCGACUCUGCUCUGAAGAGCUGUGACGUUCACACUCCUGUGCCUUGGAAGAUUAAGAAACAUCCAAAGCAGGCUUGGGUGGAGGUGGGGGAAGGGCAGGAAGAAAAAGGUGAGACCAGGAAAGAACCGAAACCGUACACUUUACUAUUCCUCAGAUAAACAGCCUCCCUUAAAGAAUAAAAAGUGUAAGUCGUUCUGUGAACCUAGCUCAACAUUGCAUCAUUUGUGUUUUUACAUUUCCCUCUAAGCUCAGAGACCUUUAAUGUUGAACAAAGCAGAGACUGGAUCUUGUAAAUAUUCAUUUUUUUUGAGAGACUUGAUGUCUCCUUAAAUAUUAACCUGUAUCAUUUUGUAAUUAUACUGCACCAUUCUCAAAAUUCUUGUGUGGGAAAGCACAUCGGCUGUGUGGUCUCACCCUCUGGACUCUGUAAUUGGAAUGGAAAGGCGGCUUUUGGCAAGACUUUAUCUUGUGCUGCUGGUUUACAUUUUCUCUUAUGUUUUUCUUUUAUUCUUUUAUGUGCGUAAAAGUGAAGCUAUCCUGUAAUUUAGUUUUAUUAAUGUUCCUAAUGUGUAUGAACUGCUGGAGGUAGGUAGACUGAUGUGAGUGCAGUACUGAAACUUAAAAGAGAAAAACCCACACAUCACAUAUUGUGGUAUUAAGACAGUCAGAAUAGAGACUGGCAUUGUGUUGUAGCUGCUUAAGCCACAGCCUGCAACACUGGCUUCCCAUGUGGUUGCUGAUUUGUGUGCUCGCUGUGCCACUUCCAGUCCAGCUCCCUUCUGAGGGCCUGGGAAAAGCAGCAAAAGAUGGCCCAGGUGCUUUUUGGGCCCCUGCCACCCAUGUUGGAGACCUGGAAGAAGCUGCUGGCUUACGGUAGGCUUAGCCCUGGUCGUUGUGGCCAUCUGGGGAGUAAACCAGUGGAUGAAAGAUCUCUGUAUCUCCCUUUCUCUGUUACUCUUUUUUUUUUUUUUUCAAAUAACCCUUCAAAACAAAACAAAAAAAGCUGUGUUCUUACAAACCAUUACCAUUUACAAAAAGAAAAGGGAUAGUAAGAGUAGCCCUGCAAAUGCGCUUCCUGUCUGAUCUUCCCUUAGGUACAGUGCCACGUGGAAGCUGGGUAUCUCGGAGCUGUAGGAACAGUGGUCCGGUCACGUUGCUGUGAUAUUCACCCACCAGUAGCUAGUGAAAAAAAAAAAAAAUGGCCUCAAAGCCACAGCUUUAUGGCUACUUACGGGAAAUUUAGUAGAUGUGCUGUGCAGGCCUGACUUCUGGAACUAUUGAGAUCAACAAGGAGGAGACAUCCCAGCUCUCCCAGAUCGGGAGGGAAAAUAUGGAAUGCAUUUUCCCGCUGACUGAACACAACCCAAUGAGCUGGACUGACAGCCGCCUGAAAACCAGCAGUUAGCAGUUUGUUUGGGCUCCGACGUGGCCCAGCACGUUCCAGAGCACACGCGCUGUUUACGGGAACUCUCGGCCUUUGUCACCUGGAGCUUUGUUUAAAGUAACUCCUGCAAGAGAGAAAGUGUGGCAGCAUGGCCAUGGAGGAGUACCUGUGGAUGCUGAUCUUGGGUUUUAUCAUAGCUUUCAUCCUGGCGUUCUCCGUUGGGGCGAAUGACGUUGCCAAUUCGUUCGGCACAGCCGUGGGAUCCGGCGUGGUGACCUUGAGGCAGGCAUGCAUCUUGGCUUCGAUCUUCGAAACCACCGGCUCCAUGUUGUUGGGAGCCAAAGUGGGCGAGACCAUCCGCAAAGGCAUCAUUGAUGUGAACCUGUACAACGAGACCGUAGAGACGCUUAUGGCCGGAGAAGUCAGCGCCAUGGUUGGUUCGGCGGUGUGGCAGCUGAUUGCGUCAUUCCUGAGACUGCCCAUCUCUGGCACCCACUGCAUUGUGGGCGCCACCAUAGGAUUCUCGCUCGUCGCCAUCGGCACGAAAGGCGUGCAGUGGAUGGAGCUCGUCAAGAUUGUUGCUUCUUGGUUUAUAUCUCCACUCUUAUCUGGUUUCAUGUCUGGCGUGCUGUUCGUACUGAUCAGAAUUUUCAUCCUUAAAAAGGAGGACCCCGUUCCCAACGGCCUCCGGGCGCUUCCCGUGUUCUAUGCUGCGACCAUAGCAAUAAAUGUGUUUUCCAUCAUGUACACAGGAGCACCAGUGCUGGGCCUGGUCCUCCCACUGUGGGCAAUCGUCCUCAUCUCCUCCGGUGUCGCGCUGCUCUUCGCGCUCUUCGUGUGGCUCUUCGUGUGUCCCUGGAUGCGGAGGAAGAUCACAGACAAACUCCAGAAAGAAAGCGCUUUGUCGCGAGCAUCUGACGAAAGCCUCGGUCAAGUCCAGGAGGCCGAGUCCCCAGCGUUCAAGGAGCUCCCGGGCGCCAAGGCCAGCGACGACAGCACCGUCCCUCUGACCGGACCUGCCGGGGAGCCAGUCGCCACUGCUGAGGGCGCCCCAGCCGGGCACCACCCCCGGGCCGCCUACGGAAGGGCCCUUUCCAUGACUCACGGCUCUGCAAAGUCUCCCAUCUCCAACGGCACGUUCGGCUUUGACGGGCACGCGCGGAGCGACGGGCACGUGUACCACACGGUGCACAAGGACUCAGGGCUGUACAAGGACCUGCUGCACAAGAUCCACAUCGACAGGGGCCCGGAGGAGAGGCCCGCCCCGGAGAGCAGCUACCGCCUGCUGCGCCGCAACAACAGCUACACCUGCUACACGGCCGCCAUCUGCGGGCUGCCCGUGCACGCCACGUUCAAGGCCGCCGACGCGCCCGCAGCCCCCGAGGACAGCGAGAAGCUGGUGGGCGACGCCGUGUCCUACUCCAAGAAGCGACUGCGCUACGACAGCUACUCGAGCUACUGCAACGCCGUGGCGGAGGCCGAGAUCGAGGCCGAGGAGGGCGGCGUGGAGAUGAAGCUGGCGUCCGAGCUGGCCGACGCCGAGCCGCCGCGCGAGGACCCCGCCGAGGAGGAGAAGGAGGAGAAGGACACGGCCGAGGUCCACCUGCUCUUCCACUUCCUGCAGGUCCUCACCGCCUGCUUCGGAUCCUUCGCCCACGGCGGCAACGACGUGAGCAACGCCAUUGGGCCCCUUGUGGCUCUGUGGCUGAUUUACAAACAAGGCGGAGUGAUGCAGGAAGCCGCCACUCCCGUCUGGCUGCUGUUCUACGGAGGAGUUGGCAUCUGCAUGGGCCUCUGGGUCUGGGGGAGAAGAGUGAUCCAGACCAUGGGGAAGGACCUCACUCCUAUCACGCCGUCCAGCGGCUUCACCAUCGAGCUGGCCUCGGCCUUCACCGUGGUGAUCGCCUCCAACGUGGGACUUCCCGUCAGCACCACGCACUGCAAGGUGGGCUCUGUGGUGGCUGUGGGCUGGAUCCGCUCCCGGAAGGCUGUGGACUGGCGCCUCUUCCGGAACAUCUUCGUGGCCUGGUUCGUGACGGUCCCCGUGGCCGGGCUGUUCAGUGCUGCGAUCAUGGCUCUCCUCAUGUACGGGAUCCUCCCAUACGUGUGACCUGUCUCGGUUCCAACGGGACGGGGUGGUGUGGGGGUGUGUGGCUGCCGCGUGUCCUCAUGUCUCACACACACACACACACCCUGUCCGCCAGGCUGCAAAUGCCCUCCCAGAGCUAACUUCACUACUGCACAUAACACUACGCAUUCAGCUGGUAUCAUGGUGACAGGAUGUGGUGCGGUCCCUUAGAUAUUAAACUGCAUAUUGUACACAUAGAAUAGGUAGCAUUAUUACAAACAUACUCAACUUGGGAGUGGAGAUAAUUGCCUAGAACUCAGUCCCCGGUCAAUCCUGUACAUAAUGAUUUCAGUGGCAGAUGGCAAGACAGUUCUCAAAGGAAAGCGUGGACUGGAAGGUGCCCACUCGUCCAGACGACAUCUUCCCCUUUGACUACUGUAAGAGAAGUGAGCAGCAGGAUACGCACACGGCCGACUCGGGCGGGUGAGGCUGGCAAGGGGCCCACAAGUGCUUUUCACUGCAGACAGCUGUGUACCGGUUCUUGUACAGUAGACCCUCGUGGCUUUUGUAAAUACUGAAAACCUGUAAUUUUUGUAACGGUGUGUGUUUCCCUUCCACUUUUUCUGAUCCGAGAUUUUUGGAAAGUACCAAAGAAGCAGGGGUAUAGUUUGCCAGUAUUAUAUUUUCAUAUUGUGCGUCUCCCCUCGUCCUUAACCACUACCGCCCUCCUGGGAGGCGGCCACACCAGCCCAAUCCCCACCUGCCCAGGGCAUCGUGUGGCCGAGGCCCCAGUCACCCAUCGCCAGCAGGUCACACUUUGGAUCCCCCGCCCACCAGCAGCCCCACCCUCCCCCCCCAACACAGACCACUGCCACCACGUCCCAGAUCCCAGGCAGCCCUGCCGUGGCCGUCACCGUCAUCAGCAUAGCGCGUGCCAACGUGCCAACGUGUGUGUCCAGUGCAGUCUCCCGGCCCUCUCCCUGCGGCCUGCGGAGCAGAGUUCCCGCCUCCAGUGUGAGAGGCGUGCGGUUCUCCAGUGCUUUGCCACUCUAGAUCCCAGGGGCAGGAAGAGGGAACGUGAGCAAACGCGCUGGCCGUGGGGCUCUCUCCGAGGCCUUGACCAAGCUGAACGUGCCGAUGCUCUACUGUAGCCCCAGCAGAUUUCUCUUCUUUUUUUGUUGACAGCGGGAGGAAGUGUGACUAAUGUCAGAGCCUGAAACUAUGGAAAUGCUGCUAAAAUUUUUAUAUUGACAAACAUUUUCUCGGUACUUCAUUGUGAUUUUGCAUUAAUCAACCACAUUAAAUUUAUAAUUAAAAAAACGC
This is a messenger RNA of Lepus europaeus (European hare), 8610 nucleotides long. It is a transcript of the gene SLC20A2, whose product is annotated as solute carrier family 20 member 2. Gene Ontology annotation, cellular component: membrane. Gene Ontology annotation, molecular function: phosphate transmembrane transporter activity. The record is from RefSeq and is a predicted model, not a curated record. Gene Ontology annotation, biological process: phosphate ion transmembrane transport. The transcript has 13 exons. NCBI's taxonomy places the organism in Eukaryota, Metazoa, Chordata, Mammalia, Lagomorpha, Leporidae. The coding region runs from base 5368 to 7329 and encodes 653 amino acids.